UAAACGCCGCUGCCCUCGUGCGAUCCCGAUCCCCUUGACUAAACGCAGCUGCCGUCGUGCGAUCCCCUCCCCUCGAGCAAACGCCGCCGAUGACCUCCCGGAUCUUGUGCGAUCUAUCUCGCUGCCGCCUACGUCCGGGGUCGAGGUCAACAUCGGCGUCAUCAAGUGCGGACGUCGAGGCCCCCGACUCGUGGGCCGCCGCCGCCAUCACCUCACCCCGGGUCAGAGCGUGGCCUUGACCGCCGUGCGGGCAACGAGGAGCGCCGCAAGGAGGUGCUUCGGAGGGCGGCGUCGGAGACACGCGGCCAAGCCUUCUGUCGCGCCAGCGAGGCCGCCAAGCACCCCCUGGGCCCUGGGGGAGCGCCACUCGUCGUUCCUCGCAUCCUUGGCCUCCGAGGGGCCGAAAUUUCUGGACGCCUUGAGCUCCUUGCUGCGCUCCGGAGAAGGCAAAGGGCCGCGCCAUUUGAUCUCUGAUGCCAGCAUCACAGAGCUGCAGAAGAUGCAAGGGCGCCGGUGCUCGCCCAUCACCCCACUCCCAGCACCAAAUCACUUGGACGGUCUUCCAGCAAGGAAGCAAUGGCUGGAGAAGAGGCAGAGGUUUCUACGGACGGAGCUUGAACAAUUCCUCCGCGGCUACCGCGAUCAGCACCCAUGCGAACCAACAUUCGAGCUGGAAAUCAUCUGCGGCGUGGCCAAAGAGAGCGCCUAUCUGUCCUCCCAUUGCUACCACAUCAAUUUCCUCGCCGCAGCAUCCGAUGGCACGCUGAUGCUCUUCUUCGCCCAGGUUUGGGAGGAGAAGAGACCCGACAACACCGAGUCGUGCUGCCGUUUAGGGGUUCGUUACAGCGACAGAGAAUCGGAGGUCUCUUUUUGCUGUCCCUUGCCCUACUACAGCCCAAAUGAUGCAUAUCUUGGGCGAUGCACCAUUUGCGAGUUCGGAGUAAGUAAGAUUGUGCAUCCACCUAUUGGUCUGCAACUCUGCAUAUCAGAGCAGCGCAUACUGAUUUUGGAAAGGCCCUUGCCUCAAAUUCGAAGAAAGUGUCCUCUCGUGCGGACGGCAUCGUAGACACGGAGUUGAUAUACUGUGAUGACCAAACAGAUUCUCAUUUUGCAAAUGCGCUUAACGAGAGCUACCCUUCAGCAAACCUGGACAAGGACCUUUGGACUAUGAGCCUCUCAUGAGAUCAAGAUGUCCUCAAGUUUUGGUUAAGUUUUUCAAAGAAAAAAGACGUCCUCAAGUUUUUUUUACACGAGCAGCGGCAACUUUGCUUUUUUUUAUUACUAGAUAAUUGCUCGUGCGUUGCAACGGGAGUAUAAACAUUCCAAUAGAUCAACCUGUG
Molecule: messenger RNA, 1340 nt
Organism: Triticum dicoccoides
Lineage: Eukaryota; Viridiplantae; Streptophyta; Magnoliopsida; Poales; Poaceae
Exons: 2
Coding region: 500-1066 (188 amino acids)
Source: RefSeq, a predicted model, not a curated record